UGGUUUCCAUGGCACCCAUGAGACUCCGUGACGCCGAACUAAUUCCGGCGGAAGCUGGAGGUGUUGUUCUCUGACAAUGUCUGCAAAGGAAAUGGAUUCGUGUGAGGAAAUGUUGGAGAAUAACGGGCCCAGGACAGCCGGCAGUACCAGCAGCGCGGAGAGCCAGGGACACUACGUGCUCAGCAGCCUGGCGGAAGUGGUGGAGAGAGUCAUGAGCUUCUUACCCAGCAAGGCUCUGCUGCGGGCAGCCUGUGUUUGCAGGUUAUGGAGGGAUUGUGCCUGGCGUAAACUGAAGGCAAGGCAGCGGGUGGCAUGGCUAUCCUCUGUGGGGGCAGCAGAUCUGGAUUUAGGUUCCCACUCUCUGGUCCAUGUUGCCAAAGAAGAAUUGGAGAAAGUCUACAUCAUACCAGAGGUGUUCCUGUACUUCACAGAUCAGGAGUCACUCAAUGAUCACGGAGGACAGUGUGGUCCAAAGAAAGCAAAAAAGAAACAUGGUUCAGAAACUGCAGCUUCUUUGGAGAAACUUCUGCCAAAGGACUGUGACAUUUUGGGACUUGCCACACCUGGAAUUGUAGUAACUCCUGGAGGAUCAGCAAGUAAUCCACCCAUUGAAUUCGAAGAUGGAGAAUCUGGCUUUGCACUUCUUUUUCCAAAAAUCAAUGGAGUAAAAAUCCAAAAAUUUCACUUCUUCAAAGAUGCCAAAAAUAAAGAGUUUGAUGAGAGCAAACUUGAAGAGGCUGGCCUUAAAAAUAACCCAGAUCUGCGUGUAGUUCUAAUCUUUGGAUACAACACGUGGAAGCAUGGAACAACACGUUUCCUACAUCAAGUGCUUAACUCUUUAAAUGAGAAAAGUAUUAUAAUAGCUGGAGGGCUAGCGGAAUAUCUUGCAUCAUUCUCUUCCCAAGCAAAAACUCGAGGUACAGAUUGUAUUGGUGUUGUUGGACUGGCACUGAGUGGACCACAGAUCCAAGGAGCCACUGUUCUUCUUGACCAGGAUGUGUGUGAUGAAAAGACUACAGACUCUGCCAUGCAGCGUCUAAAAGCAGCAAACAUCCCAGAGCAGAAUAGUGUUGGGCUCAUGUUUGCAUGCGUUGGCCGGGGAGAACAGCACUACAAAAAGAAAAAUGUUGAGGCUGACUCUUUUCGAAAACACUUUCCCAAUGUGCCUUUGUUUGGCUUUUUUGGUAAUGGGGAGAUCGGUUGUGACCGGGUGGUUAGUGGCAAUUUUACUCUACGAGAGUGUAAUGGUGAAAAGGACAAUCUUUUACAUGGAUACACUACAGUGAUGACCAUUAUUCAUUUUGGACACACCAAGUAAUGCUUCCUGCAUUUGUGCUAAUAUAUACAUUCAGAACUGUUCCUGCCUGAAACUUUAGACUAGUGAUUUCCUUUCAGAUUUUGUGCUACUGCCUCAAAAAAAUGCUUUGUAAAAUGUCAACAAUCCUCCUUUACGUAGCUUUAAUAAAAAAAAAAUUGUGUCUUUUGAUCUUAUAAAGUUAUGUUACCAUCGCUCUGAAGGCCAAAAAUAAGUAAAGAAUAAUUCAAAUGUUAUAAUCUGACAUAGGAUGUUGCUAAAUGUUAUAUUGCACAUGUAUAUAAGAACUGUAACGUAACAAAAACAUUAUGUACACAACAAUGGUUAACAAAGGAUCUGUAUACCUGAUAGUAUGAUUGAAUGACUUUGCAGGCAGAAACCUACUGGCUGUAUGCUGGAGUUGGUUCCUACAUGUGCUGACGCCUCUGAAGGAGCACAUUCUGUUUCUGUAAGUAUCUAGACUUCAGCUACAGGUACACACAUGUUUAAGGAGAUGUUCCAGGCUGCUGAGUUGCAGCAUGUAAGGUUUGGCUCGUAUGUCAUUUCUGCUAUUGCUCCAAUACAUUGUUUUACUAGGGUACAGACCCUGGAACUUUGUGAUAUUCUGUGUCUAUUCAGCACAUGUAGGAAAAUUACAGAAUGUUGAUGCUUUACUGUUAAAAGUGAUGUUUUUUGUCAUUUAUAAGUUCACAUAGAUAAUACAAACAGACUUUCUUUAAAUUUUCAAACAAGUUUUUAAAACGUGAUGUAAAGACAUUUGUCUUAUUGGUUGACAAUUGGUAAAUGUCACCAAACGUAAAGGAAUA
Molecule: messenger RNA, 2121 nt
Organism: Hyla sarda
Lineage: Eukaryota; Metazoa; Chordata; Amphibia; Anura; Hylidae
Gene: FBXO22
Product: F-box protein 22
Exons: 7
Coding region: 77-1318 (413 amino acids)
Biological process (GO): positive regulation of proteasomal ubiquitin-dependent protein catabolic process; protein polyubiquitination; regulation of skeletal muscle fiber development
Molecular function (GO): protein binding
Source: RefSeq, a predicted model, not a curated record